Scedosporium apiospermum is the source of this 4170-nucleotide messenger RNA. RefSeq lists its product as uncharacterized. The transcript is spliced from 7 exons. Gene Ontology annotation, cellular component: cell division site; cytoplasm; mitotic actomyosin contractile ring, proximal layer. The record is from RefSeq and is a predicted model, not a curated record. Gene Ontology annotation, molecular function: phospholipid binding; protein binding. Bases 1 to 4170 code for a protein of 1389 amino acids. Gene Ontology annotation, biological process: lipid storage; cytoskeleton organization. Lineage: Eukaryota; Fungi; Ascomycota; Sordariomycetes; Microascales; Microascaceae.
AUGCCAGCGGUGACGGUGGAGCCGCCCUCAGUAGCGCUAUCGUUUGCCAACAACUUCUGGGGUAAGGAUGACGCUGGAGUCCAGCCCCUUCUCGAGCGCAUGCACAAUGCGAAGCAGACAUCCGACGAGCUAAAAGCGUUCUACACCGCACGAGCAUCGAUCGAGGAUGACUUCGCGCGGAAGCUACUAUCACUAUGCCGGAAGCCCAUAGGCUCGCAGGAGACGGGAACCUUGAAGGCCUCCCUUGACACAGUCCGUGGAGAGGUCGAGGCAAUGGCGCGCCAGCACCAGAGCAUAGCGGCACAGAUGAAGACAGAACUGGAAGAGCCUCUAGCAGCCUUCGCCGGAAGCAUGAAGGAACGGCGCAAGAUUGUGCAGAACGGCAUCGAGAAGUUGUUGAAAGUCAAAAUCCAGCAAACCCAGCAAGUGAACAAGACACGAGACAAAUACGAACAAGAAUGCCUGAAAAUCAAAGGAUACCUAGCCCAAGGCCACAUGGUUAUGGGCCAAGAAGAGCGGAAGAACAAGGCGAAACUCGAAAAGACCCAGAUCAGCCUAGCGACGUCGAACACCGAAUACGAAAACGCCAUCAAAGCCUUGGAGGAGACCACCGCACGAUGGAACAGAGAGUGGAAAGCGGCAGCGGAUAAGUUCCAAGACCUAGAAGAGGAGAGGCUUGACUUUACCAAGAGCAGUCUCUGGGCCUUUGCCAACAUCGCUUCGACGGUCUGCGUCAGUGACGAUGCCUCAUGUGAGAAAAUCCGGUUGUCUUUGGAGAAGAUGGAUGUUGAGAAGGACAUCUACUCCUUCAUUACGGGCCGCGGUACCGGCCAGGAGAUUCCUGACCCGCCCAAGUAUAUCAACUUUUGCCGCGGAGAUGUUAACGACACUCCCUCUGAAGCAUCUGAGGAUGAAAACUACUCUGUGGCUCAAUUCCCCAGAAGCAUUAACCCAGCCUUCCGAACCUCCUCUCCCCAGCCUUCCCUCUUCGAAUCACAUCAUGAUCCGAAGACCUCUCUCGCGUACGACAUGGGACUGGGUAAUCCGGGAACGCCAGCAAGCCGUGAAGUAACCGUCACCCCUCAAAAGAAGAUGUCGACCCCUCAAAGAGCAUCGGUGAGCGUCGAGAGGGAACCAGAACGACAGCUGGAGAUGCAGCCAGAGAGGCAGAUCGAGAGACAGGCCGAACGGCAAAUGGAAAGGCAAGCCGAUAGACAAAUCGAGAGGCAACCGGAGAGGCAAAUCGAACGGCAAUCUGAAAGGCAAAUCGAAAGGCAGCCCGAGAGGCAGGUCGAAAGACAGGUCGAGAGGCCUGCGGAAAGACAGAUUGAGAGACAGCCUGACCGACAUCGCCAAGAUAUGUUCCAGGCACCGUCCCAAACCCGCCCACAUGGUAUCGACAUCUCGCAGUACGGGUCUGUUUCGUCGGUUCCUCAUGACCCUUAUCCUAUGGAUGGCAUGACGAUGCUCUGCCGACCCGGAGGAACUUCCUCUGAGAUCAGCUCGGCCCCAUCACAUAGACCUUCAAGCCGCGAUUCGCGUAGUGACUACUCGAACCCGACAUCCUUUACGAGCCAGGACCCUCCUAGCGGCAAGGUGUCUCCCGUGAAGCAAGAUCCGGCCCCUGCCCAGAGUCCGGAGAAGGACAAGAGAGUGCUCAAGAAGAAGAGCGGUUUCUUCCAGAACCAUAGCCCAUUUAGGCGAAAGAGCACCAAGGAGGUUCAGGCGCCCAAUCCUAACAGGAACACAUGGCACCCGUCUAACAACCAGAGUGCUGCUGCUCCUCGCCGACCUCAGCUGUAUCAGCAUGAAUCAAUGGGCCAUCCCCAAGAGAAGACGCUUUCUCCCGAGCCCAUUGACGCCAAUGCAAGCCUCGCCCUAGGCGUUGGACCCAAUGUCCUUCCGGUUGCGGGACUAUCCCCCACGAAGCCGAACAACAACUCCGCCAACAACAACGCGGCUCAGAACCCUCCAGAAGAUGACCCGAUUGCCCUUGCCUUGGCUGAGCUUAAGGGAGUAACCAAGCAGUCGUCGGUGAGGGUUUCAGCGGACUACUAUCACGGAAUCUCCACCCCAGUACCCGGAGCCCAGCCCAGGCUGGGCAACACAGCUUUGGCAGCAGCCAUGCGUGGCACCCCACCUCCAUCUUAUGACCAACAAGUCCAGCGUCUCGGUGUGCCUCCUUCGGCGCAUACCGCUAGGGCAAUGAAAGAGACCUCGGAAAAGUUUGUCGGGCAAACGAGGAACAUGUUCGGUGGAUCCGGCGGAUCCGGCGGCUAUGGAACGUCUCCUGUUACUCGACAAGCCACGAGAGGAGGUGAGGUCCCAAGGGCUGUGUCGCCCGCGCCUCCGCGAAGUGCGUCGCCACUCCCGAGCAGCCAAGACAGCUACAACAGGAACUAUCGCCCGGUCUCACCUAACCCUAGCCGUGCUGGGAGCUACGACUCGUACAGUAGGAACCAUCGACCAGUUUCUCCCAACCCUAGUCGCAGCAGCACGCAGGACCUGUAUCAGAGGAACUAUCGGCCAGUCUCUCCCAAUCCAAAUGCCGGGGCUCAGCGAGCGCCAUCCCAGAUGAGCAUGACGCCGAAGAGAGGCUCAGAGCAAGGCUACUACCGCCACAACUCGCCGAUGGACAAUGCUAGAUCGGCAUCUCCAGCGACGUACUCCAAUUAUGAUCGCCCGUCCAGCAGCCACACGAUGAAUGAUAUGGCAGUGCAGUUGGCACCUGUCAACGAUGAUGGAUAUGGCUCCCAGCGGGGUAGGUACGGGUCCCGUCCCGGAACGAGUUCCAGCUCUAGAGCCGUUGGUCUCUAUGAAGGUCCGGGCGCGAUUCAGGCGGGUAGUCGACAACGCAGCAAGAGUGUUGCCGACCCGAAUAGGCAGUAUACCAGAGAUGGCCGUCCCAUUAUGCAUUUCGCACGGGCCCUGUAUAUGUACCAGGCCGCGAUUCCAGAAGAGCUUGGGUUUGCCAAGGGUGACAUUCUCGCCGUCCUCCGGCACCAAGACGAUGGAUGGUGGGAAGCCGAGGUGCUCAAGGAAGUUCGCGAUGCAAUCACGUCCAAGACUACCAGGCGCGUGCUGCUGAAUUUUACGUUACUCGCCGGGAGUUCCUUGGCUCUUCUGUUCCUCUCCAUAUUAUCGACGGCCGUCUUCUUUGCCAAGUAUGUGCCCGACAAGUCUCUGACCUGGCCAGUCUACCUCCAGUAUGGAAUUGGUGCGCACCCUUUCGGGCUCACGGCCGUCUCCCGGCCUUUGCCCAAGACACAGCAAGGCUAUGACGUUUCCGUCAGCCUAACCCUGCCCAAAUCCGUGCCAAACGCGCAACACGGCAACUUUAUGGUCGUGCUACAUCUCCUGGAUUCCAAUCCUCCCAGUCAUGGCAUCCAGUACCCAGAGACGGGAAUGAGUCUCGUGGAUCCAGAAACCGUCAUCCUCUCUAGUCGCCGACCCGCGCUGGUGCCACAGGUGGACCCAGCAGUCGGCCUGGUCAAACGCCUCCUUUUGCUGCCUUAUCACCUGCUGGUGCCUAGCAGCCAAUACUACGUGAUGACGGUACAACUGGCCGAAGGGGUCACCUUCCCUCGGGAAUCAAAGAUACCCAAGUCGAUAUACGUUGAAGUCCAGGCUGGCCAGCAGAUGCAAACGUACGAAGCGUCUGUGACACUCACGGCGAAACUUCGUGGCCUACGGUGGAUCCUGCACAACUAUAGGCUACCGGCAUUCAUUACACUUACGUUGGGAUUCUGGAGCGUGGAGAUGUUAUUCGCUGCGGUAGCCUUAUUCCUUAUAGGUCUAGCUAUGGGAUCGCCGGAAAAGUCUACGGACACCAUAGAAGGCAAUGAGCCGGGGCCUCACCCCGAGGACAAGAAAAGCUUAGAGCCCAGCUCUGGUGCUGGCACGAGUGCCGCUAAGAGUAGCGCAUUGAGUACCCCAAAACAAGCUCACGACUCAGGCGAGAUAAGCAGGGCGAGGGAUCUUCGACGCCGUCGUCUCAAGGCAGAGGCUGAAGAGGAAGAUGAGCCAACCAAGCCAUUGAGAGAAGAGGAAACAUCGCAAGAAGCCAGAAUCAAACGGGAGGCACGGGAGACCGAGGAGCUACUCAGGUCGUUGGGCGAAGAUACCAACGAUGAGGUAAAGAUAAAGACCGAGGAUUACUCGGACAGUUAG